AUGGCAUUAUUCCCAGUGUUACUGAGUUUCACUGCAGUGUUAUUCUCAUUCUUUCCUGCAAAUGGACAGGAUUCAUUUUUUGAUUCAUUGUCAACCUCUCUACCUGCAAUUCAAACAGAAAUUGUAGAUAAGCACAAUGAGUGUAGAAGAACCGUCAUACCACCUGCCACCAACAUGGUAAAAAUGGCAUGGAGUACUGAAGCAGCAAAAAGAGCUCAAGAGUGGGCAAAUAAAUGCACUUUGCAACACAGUCCAGAAGAGCUGCGAAAAAUCAGUACUAGUGGUUGUGGUGAGAAUCUCUUUAUGGCAAGUUAUCCAGCUACAUGGACAGAAGCAAUUGAUAGUUGGAAUGAUGAGAAGGAGGAUUUUAUUUAUGGCAUAGGACCAAAGAGUCCUGGUGCAGUGAUUGGACAUUACACACAGGUUGUUUGGUUUUCUUCUGCACUUCUUGGAUGUGGAGCUGCCUAUUGUCCAAAUGCAAGACUACAAUAUUACUAUGUUUGCCGUUACUGUCCUGCUGGUAAUCUUCAGAGCAAGAAGCACGUGCCUUACAUCAAUGGAACACGGUGUGCUGCCUGCCCUAAUGACUGUGACAAUGGACUAUGCACUAACAGUUGCAUUCAAGAAGAUAAAUAUGGAAACUGUAAAAGUCUGGUGGGUAUGUUGGGUUGUGAUCAUGAGCUCACCAAGAAUGGCUGCGAGGCUGAUUGCCAGUGUCAAAACAAGAUUCAUUAA
This is a messenger RNA of Suncus etruscus (white-toothed pygmy shrew), 735 nucleotides long. Its product is annotated as cysteine-rich secretory protein 3-like. Gene Ontology annotation, cellular component: extracellular region. The coding region runs from base 1 to 735 and encodes 244 amino acids. The record is from RefSeq and is a predicted model, not a curated record. Lineage: Eukaryota; Metazoa; Chordata; Mammalia; Eulipotyphla; Soricidae. The transcript has 7 exons.